Drosophila eugracilis is the source of this 931-nucleotide messenger RNA. It is a transcript of the gene Npc2f, whose product is annotated as NPC intracellular cholesterol transporter 2. The transcript has 4 exons. The record is from RefSeq and is a predicted model, not a curated record. Gene Ontology annotation, biological process: intracellular cholesterol transport. The coding region runs from base 329 to 841 and encodes 170 amino acids. Lineage: Eukaryota; Metazoa; Arthropoda; Insecta; Diptera; Drosophilidae.
AAUCGGCUUCCAGUCAAUAAAUCAAAGUUUAUUGCCUAAGCGCCCGCGAAGUAUUUAUUUAUUUACGUUUAGCCGGAGAGGGCAAGUACUCUUCUAUGGAAGAGAGCCAGGCUACUUCUGGUGGAACCCACUAUUCUUGGUGUCAGUCACCUAUUAACCACCAAGCAAAUCGUAUCGCCGAAAAAACGUCGCUAGCCCGUGAUCCUCAUUAUCGAACCCGUUUGUUAUUGUUUUUGACAUUUGGAAGCUAUUUGCACACCAAAACGAAUCGAGUUUGGCCGAUAUUCUAAUCGAAUCACAAAUCAAGAUCUCGAAGAGUGAUUAAAACAUGCGCGGCGCCUUCAUGGGUUACUACCUAAAAAUACUCUUGGUCAUUUGCGCUGUCCACGAAAUGGCCGGCGGAACAAUCAAGUCAACUAGAGAUGCCGUCUACAAAAAAUACUUGUCCUUCAGAUCUCUACCCUUCGAAGACUGCGGUUCUUUGUACCAGGUCAGCUACCUGGAGAUCGAGAGCUGUACGACACUGCCUUGCUCCAUGGCCCGAAACGCGACCAUUAAGGUUACUGUUCGCUUCGAUGAUAAUGGUAACGGUGUAACUUUUCUCAAACACGAAGUUCGAUGGGUGUUUAACUAUAUCAAGACCCAGGCGGCCAUAAGUCCCGAUCCUUGCGACGGGGACCAUGGAUGUAUAGAGAGUGCCAGUGAUGGUAAGGCGUAUUGGGCGAACAUCUUCGUAAACGAAACUCUUCCGGUGAUGAAAGGCAGCAUGUUGUGGGAAUCCAAGGAUGCGAACGAUCAGAACCUAAUCUGUUUUCAGGUUCCCGUUGUAAUCACAGUGUAAAUGUGUAAUCACGAAAAUAAAGUAAUUGGUGCAUGCAAAUCAACAGACCAAUGUGUGGGUGUGCGUGCGUGUGUGCAUCCUUUAAUGAAA